GUUGUUCUUCGGAUACACAAUCUCCCUUUCGGGACGUGUAUCUGGAGAACAGCGGGGAGGUGCUGCCGAAAUUCUGUCUUUGAUAGGAGUAGAUCAUAUAAACUGACAUGAUCUACGCAUGGUCGGGUGGGAUUAGGACCUAUCUUUACCUACUAGAGUCUAAGCCGAACGUCUACGCAAGUACCACCGACUCGAUCCCGCCCAUACGCCCACGGCCUGAGACUUCAGUGGCCAGCAUGCACCAGAGACAGGUUAGUUUAGAUUUAGUUGCCGUUCUAUGAUUAAAAUGAAACUUUGCUUCGUAUUGUAACAUGGAGGUUUAAAUCUUGUAGGCCGAGAUGGAGGCUAAGUUUGAGGAGGAGAUGAGGUGCCGAAUGGAGAUCGAGGCCAAGUUGGAGCAGGAGCGGAAGCUGAGGGAGGAGCAGUCGGUUAUGUUGCACAGCAUGGUCACUUGGAUGCAAGGACUUAGCGCGUCGAUGAACUAUGCGACGCCGCCUCCUCCCUUCGCCUUACCAGCUCAGCCUUACUUUCCUGCAGGACCUUCUGACACUCCCAAUCAGUCGUGGAACGCAUCGAAUGACCCUCCUCCGGACCAGAACUCGCCGGCGGCUCCGUGGCAAUCUUGCCCCCCACCUGACCGUGAGUGACACCUGCUCGUAGCUUGUACACUAGUGGACUUGGCGCGUCGAUAGACUCUUAGCUUGUGGACAUAUUUUAUGUAUUAGACUUUAUA
Molecule: messenger RNA, 733 nt
Organism: Panicum virgatum (switchgrass)
Lineage: Eukaryota; Viridiplantae; Streptophyta; Magnoliopsida; Poales; Poaceae
Exons: 2
Coding region: 339-647 (102 amino acids)
Source: RefSeq, a predicted model, not a curated record